UGUCAAAUUGAAAGUCAUCAGAAAUGGUCGCGUCCACAAUUUGUUAAAAUCGCGCGCGUGUUUUACGCGUGACUUUGAAAUGUUCUAACUUAAUUUCGUUAAAUUUUGUGUUAACUAAAUAUGACGAUAAUAAUUCAGUCCCUUCUUUUGAAUUUUUGACGAUUUAAUUUCUAUUCUCAAUACCGCAUGGUCGGUAUUCGUGUCAACAAGUGAAGAAUUUAAUGCUAGCGUUUCGAAUUUAUAUCGCUUAGUUGAACUGAAAUGACUGUAUUAUUUGAUUAAAAUAGACUGUAACUGUCUUAUACAAAUCACACAAUGACUUCCCCUCAGAAAGACAUUGAGUUGAGUCCAGUGAAGACGGAAACGGGUGCUUCUAAGCCGGCCGAGCCCGCGGAAACACUUCAUGUGCCCGUCAACGACGAAGAAGAUGUUAUUAUCGGUAGAUUUAGGAAGAUUAGUUCUGCUAAGUCUAUGGCAGCGACUAAUGGUAACAUCCAGUAUCCUUCUGAGGUGAUUCCGAAGAGUGAGGAUGUGGAAUCGGGGUUGCAUUUCAAGAGUAGGGAGGCGGGUGAGAAAGACCGGCUGUUGGUCGACCCUGUGUCGAAUGGCGGGGUGGUGGUGCAGCCUACUAAAUCGCCGAUGACGAAGAGCAGCUUCAGGGACAUGGAGAAGCCCUCCCGGUUCAAGGAUCAGCCGUCAACUACAAGGUUUCAGAUGGAGGAUAAAACCACAGAAGACGACGCGACCGAAGACUCCGACGCAUCAGGCAUGGAUAGCGACGAUCCAUUGACCGCCACAGACACCAAAUAUGGCAAGAGUUUCAGACAUUUCACCAGGGAAGCCUUGCCAAGGCUGGACAACUACAGAAACGUUUUGUCGCUCCAUGCUGCCCCGCGGCCCACUUUGGAUGAACUACAUAAUGCUUCUUUAUCUAGGAAGCCAGGCCAGACCCUGGAGAAGGACAUGGACAUCCGGGACCCUCCGUCCACCAACCUCAAGUUCGGCUGGAUCAAGGGCGUGCUGAUGCGGUGUCUUCUCAACAUAUGGGGGGUGAUGCUGUUUCUAAGGCUGUCCUGGGUGGUUGGGCAGGCUGGCGUGGCGCAGUCCAUCCUGCUGAUCCUGACCACGUCGGUGGUGACCACCAUCACGGCGCUCUCCAUGUCGGCUAUUAGCACCAACGGGGUUAUUAAAGGAGGUGGAACCUACUACAUGAUAUCGCGCUCUCUUGGGCCUGAGUUUGGAGGAUCCAUAGGGCUGAUAUUCUCCAUGGCGAACGCGGUCGCGUGCGCGAUGUACGUGGUCGGCUUCGGCGAGUCGCUCAUCACGCUCAUACCGGAGUCGGCUUAUAUGGUCAGCAAGAGCUGGGACCAAGCGAUAUACGGCUGCAUCACCAUCGUCUUACUGACUGGCAUCGUGAUCGUCGGCAUGGAGUGGGAGGCCAAGGCGCAGAUCGUGUUGCUGGUCAUCCUUUUGGCGGCCAUUGCUGACUUCUGCAUAGGAUCCGCCAUCGGGCCAAAGAGCGAAGUGGAAGUGGCUCAGGGUUUCGUCGGAUAUAAUAUGUCGGUGCUGCGCAGCAACAUGGGCCCGGACUACCGCUACUUCGAGGGCGUGGAGCACAACUUCUUCUCCGUGUUCUCCAUAUUCUUCCCCGCCGCUACCGGCAUCUUAGCUGGGGCUAACAUAUCUGGCGAUUUGAAGGACCCCCAAAAGUCUAUCCCCAAAGGCACGCUCCUCGCGAUUCUUCUCACGACGUUAUCGUACGUACUCAUCGCCGUCGUGGCCGGCUGGACGGUGCUGCGCGACGCGUCGGGCGACGUGGCCGACGUCGCGGGUUGGGCCAUGGCGGACUGCGCUGCUAAUAGAACCUGCCAGUAUGGAUUGCAGAACAGCAACGAUGUAAUUCGCCUAGUCUCGGGAUUCGGACCUCUGAUCUACGGAGGGUGCUUCGCUGCGACAUUGUCUUCAGCUCUGGCAUCGCUCGUGUCCGCGCCUAAAGUGUUUCAGGCGCUGUGCCAAGACAAGCUGUAUCCAUACCUAGAGUUCUUCGCCAAGGGCUACGGAGCCAACAACGAGCCGGUGCGCGGAUACGCGCUCACGUUCCUCAUUGCGACUGCCUUUAUACUAAUGGGCGGUUUGAACCAGAUCGCGCCUUUGAUUUCCAACUUCUUUCUGGCGGCAUACGCGCUCAUCAACUUCUCAACGUUCCACGCCAGCCUCGCCAAGCCGGUGGGAUGGAGGCCUACCUUCAGGUUGUACAACAUGUGGCUGUCGCUGGUUGGCGCCAUGGUGUGUGUGGGCAUCAUGUUCGUGAUCUCUUGGGUCACGGCGCUCAUCACCUUCUCGUGUCUGCUCGCGCUGUACCUGCUCGUGUCCUACAGGAAGCCUGAUGUAAACUGGGGAUCAACUACUCAGGCGCAGACGUACAAGACGGCCCUAUCUGGUGUCCAUCAUUUGAACAAAAUCACAGAUCACGUCAAAAACUACAGACCUCAAAUUCUGGUGCUGACCGGCUAUCCUGCAGAAAGACCCAUCUUGACUGAUUUCUCGUAUCUCCUUACCAAGGGACUCUCGUUGAUGCUUUGCGGUCACAUAAUACAGGGCCAGACCAGCCACCGCGCGCGCGAGGCACUAAGCAGCCGCGCGUACGGCUGGUUCGCCAAGCGCAAGAUCAAGGCCUUCUACGGCCUCGUCGACGACGCCGGCUUCAAGGACGGCGCCAGUGCGCUCAUGCAGUCAAGUGGGCUCGGCAAGCUGCGGCCCAACAUCCUGAUGAUGGGCUUCAAGGAGGACUGGCAGAGCUGCGCGCGAGCCGAGCUCAUCGACUACGUAGAAGUCAUGCACAAAGCGCUCGACAUGCAUAUGGCUAUUGCACUGCUGCACGUAGAAGGUGGCCAGUACACCGCCGACGCUUUGGACGACGACCUGCAAGCCUUCCUGCGUGACGUCAACGUGAAGGACGCCUCUGCUAUGUCACGGUCCAUGGGCGACAACUUCAAGGAGUCCAAGUCUACUGAGAGUCUGACCACGCAUUCUGUGGGCAGCAGUCUGUCGGACGUGUCGCUGGGCUCGCCUCAGCUGCGCCGCGCGGGCGUGUCUGCCGACCCCGGCGCGCUCGCCGCCGACGAGCCAGCGAAGACCGAGGAGAAAGAGAGGAAAACCGGCCUAGGUAGUGCUGUGCGGCGCGCAUUGGGCGGGUCUCCCGCGCGUCGUGCGUCUUCCUUCACGUCCGUGGAACAGUUUACGAAGCGUCAGGCCGGCACUGUCGACGUGUGGUGGCUCUAUGAUGACGGAGGGCUGACGCUGCUGCUGCCAUACAUCUUAUCCACGAGACGCGCGUGGGCGUCUUGCCCGCUGCGCGUAUUCACACUGGCUAACAAGAACACCGAGCUUGAGCUCGAGGAGAGGAACAUGGCGUCUCUCCUGUCGAAGUUCCGCAUCGACUAUUCUGCGCUGAAGAUGGUUUCGGACAUCACGAAGAAGCCACGCGAUUCCACGCUGGCCUACUUCGAGAAGCUGAUUGCGCCUUUUAGAAGCACCGACGAUACGAAUGAUGACGGUGGUAUAACCGAGGCGGACCUGUUAGCAGCGCGCGACCGGACCUACCGCCACCUGCGCUUACGAGAGCUCAUCGCAGCACAGUCGGCCGGCGCUCGCCUGGUCUGCGUCACGCUGCCCAUGCCACGACGUCGUGGCGUCGUGCCUCCGCCGUUGUACCUGGCCUGGUUACACGCUAUAGCGUCAGCGGCUGAUAGGGUCCUACUGAUCAGAGGGAACCACGCUGCUGUGUUGACGUUCUACUCGUAACGGUAACGUCUUAAGCUUAUCAAUAGUGCAAAUUGUUAAGGACGGCUUAAUUUACCGGUCUUUUUGAUCUAGUUUUUUGAACAAUACACCUGUACGGUCAGUCUCUGUCUCACUAGCUAGUGUUGAUUAGUAACUCUGCCGCUAUACCUGGCCUGGAUACACGCAAUCGCGUCCGCUGUUCAUAGUCUACGGCUGACUAAGGGGAAUCAGGCUGCUGUGUUGACGUUCUACUUAUAAUUAGACCGUAACAUCUUAUGUUUAUCAAUACUGGAAAUUUUUAAAGAGGUCUUUUUGAACUCUUUUUUUAAUAGCACUCACGAUCCUGUUCGGUCAGCGCUCUGUCUUACUAGCUCUUGUAAAGAUGUAUUGUACC
Molecule: messenger RNA, 4177 nt
Organism: Ostrinia furnacalis (Asian corn borer)
Lineage: Eukaryota; Metazoa; Arthropoda; Insecta; Lepidoptera; Crambidae
Gene: Ncc69
Product: sodium chloride cotransporter 69
Exons: 24
Coding region: 316-3804 (1162 amino acids)
Biological process (GO): cell volume homeostasis; potassium ion homeostasis; sodium ion homeostasis
Cellular component (GO): membrane
Molecular function (GO): sodium:potassium:chloride symporter activity
Source: RefSeq, a predicted model, not a curated record